Molecule: messenger RNA, 834 nt
Organism: Giardia duodenalis
Lineage: Eukaryota; Fornicata; Diplomonadida; Hexamitidae
Exons: 1
Coding region: 1-834 (277 amino acids)
Source: RefSeq, a predicted model, not a curated record
AUGAAUAGCAACAUCCCUGUCUCUGGAUGGAUGCGCUUUGGGGCAAACAUCCUGACCAUCUGGAUCUUCAUUCUAUGUUACAUAUUGGUUCUGAAGCGGCGUAGCGAGUCCUUACUUGCCUCUAAAAUGCGAACACUUAUCCACAUAUACUACUUGUUUUCUAUCUUAUCUCAGGCCUUAUUUACUCGUACAUCUAUCAUAGGCUACUUUAUGGGUAAGUGGCUCCAGAAUAAUACGACAGCGUCCGCGGUCUGGAGCCAGGUUUCUCAGGCGCUCUAUACCGCAACAAACAGAGUCGUACCAUCCCUGAUGGUUACCAUUGUCAUAGUGAGUGCCAUCGACGGGCUGAGGAACACGACACUGUGCCAAAAGGCGAUGGUUGUCACUACUAUAAUUUACACAAUCCUUGUUACUGUCGUUUCUAUGGGCACGGUCUUCUGUAAAGAUUUUUGCACGGAUAAGCCAGAAGUGCGGCGGGGGAUCCUCUAUGCUCAGGAGGCACUCACAUCUGUGCCCUAUAUAAUCUCAAUUGGGAUGAUAUUGAUUUUGUUCAGAAAAAGCCAGGAGGUUGCUGAAACAGACUUUGCAAGGGCUCUCAUUGAGGACGACAGAAUUGAUGACGCCGCCACUGACAUGAAUAACCGAAAGCGCCAGCUCACGACAAUUUUCAUUCUAAGAACCAUGGCCAUGGUCAUUUUGUUCUCCUGGAAUAUGGCGUGGAUCAGCCUCUUCUUCGACACCGCAGAGCCCUCCUGGGUCCCUUAUGUGGAGGCAGCCCUUUUGGUUAUAUAUGAGACACUCAACGCGACUGUGUUCAUUCAGAGGGGAAAGUAG